Molecule: messenger RNA, 4170 nt
Organism: Menidia menidia (Atlantic silverside)
Lineage: Eukaryota; Metazoa; Chordata; Actinopteri; Atheriniformes; Atherinopsidae
Source: the annotation of a GenBank genome assembly
AUGCUGCGGCUCCCACCGGACUAUCCCCAACCCACCCCACCCCACAGCCAAGAUGCGCCGGAGCGUUUCCGCUACACCAACCAGGGCGGAGAGACCCGGAUACCCGGGGCCGACGACCAGGCCGACCUGGAGCGCACCCGCUCUGCUCUGACCGUUCUGGGCGUGCCGCCCGACCAGCAGAUGGAGCUUUUCAGGAUCCUGUCGGCCGUUCUGCAUCUGGGAAACGUGAACAUCCGGGCCAGCGGGAGGAGCUCUGAGCGGAGUUACAUCGACGUAAACCAGUUUAAAUCCGAGUUGACGCCGCCCCCCCCCCCCCCCGGGGGGGCACCCCCCUCUCUGGCCCCCCCCUCAAACCUGCGGGGGGGGGGGGGGCCCAAAAGGCCCCCCUGGCUCUGCCACCGCCGGCUGGCCGUGGGGGGGGAGAUGCUGGUGAAGCCCACCACCGGUCAACAGGCCCUGGAGGCCAGAGACGCGCUGGCCAAACACAUCUACGGCCAGCUGUUCACCUGGACCGUCCAGAGGCUCAACUCCGCCCUGCGCACUCAGGGGGGCAAGGCCAAGUCCUUCAUAGGGGUGCUGGACAUCUACGGGUUUGAGACGUUUGAGCGGAACAGUUUUGAGCAGUUCUGCAUAAAUUAUGCCAACGAAAAACUCCAGCAGCAGUUUAACAGGCACGUGUUCCAGCUGGAGCAGGAGGAGUACGUCCGGGAGGAGCUGGCCUGGAACCGGAUCGAGUUCAGCGACAACCAGCAGUGCAUCUCGCUCAUAGAGGGCCAGCUGGGCAUGUUUGACCUGCUGGACGAGGAGUGCCGGAUGCCCAAAGGCUCCGACGACAGCUGGGUGCGUAAGCUGUACGACCAGCACCUGGGCAGCAGCCCCCACCCGCACCUCCGAAAGCCGCGCAUGUCCAACAGCGCCUUCAUCGUCCUGCACUUCGCCGACACGGUCCAGUACGAGUGCGGAGGCUUUCUGGACAAGAACCGAGACACGGUGUUCGAGGAGCUCAUCAACAUCCUCAGAGCCAGUCAGUCGGAGCUGGUGGCCGAGCUGUUCCAGCAGCAGGGGAACGGGCCGGCCAAUGGGAGCGUCCGCUCGGGGAGGCGGGCCCCCAGAGAGCACAGGCUGACCGUCGGGUUCCAGUUCCGUCAGUCCCUGCAGAUGCUGAUGGACACCCUCAACAGCACCACCCCCCACUACGUCCGCUGCAUCAAGCCCAACGACCUGAAGGAGCCGUUCAUGUUCGAUCCCAAGAGGACGGUCCAGCAGCUGAGAGCCUGCGGCGUCCUGGAGACCAUCCGCAUCAGCGCUGCCGGCUAUCCAUCCCGAUGGACGUACGAGGAGUUCUUCAGCCGGUACCGGGUCCUGGUGGGGGGGGCGGGGGCCCAGCGGCCGGAUCAGGCUUUGUGCAGGCAGGCCCUGCCCCUCCUCAUCCCCGACCAGGACCAGUACUGCUUCGGGAAGACCAAGGUCUUCUUCCGGGCGGGUCAGGUGGCUCUCCUGGAGAGGCUGAGGGCCGACCGGCUGCGGGGGGCCGCUGCGCUCAUCCAAAGCCGGGUCAGAGGAUGGCUGGCCCGGAUCCGGUACGCCAGGAUCCUCUGGGCCGCCGCCACCAUACAGAGAUACAGCAGAGGAACCCUGGCCAGGCGGCUGGCGCUGACGCUGCGCCACACUAAGGCCGCCUUGGUCAUCCAGAAGAGCUACCGAAUGGCCGUGGUCAGACAGCUGUUUCUCACCAUCCGGCAGGCCACCCUCACCAUCCAGGCGUUCUCCAGGGGGGCGCUGGCCCGCCGCAGACACAGACAGUUGGUGGCCCACCGGGCGGCCGUACGGCUGCAGGCGGGGGCCCGGGGCUGGCUGGCCCGCCGGGGGUACCGGCGGCUGAGGGCGGCCGUGGUUUUCCUGCAGUGCUGCGUGCGGCGGCGGGCGGCGAGGAGGCAGCUGCUGCGGCUGAAGAGCGAGGCCCGAUCGGUGGAGAAAUACCGGCAGCUCAACCGGGGAAUGGAGGUCAAGCUGAUGCAGCUCCAGAUGAGAGCCGACCAGGAGGCGAGGGAGGGCUCUGCUCUGAGGGAGACCCUGAACGCGGAGCGCGAGGCUGCAGCCGCCGAGAGGGAAGCCCUGAGGGCCAUCAUACUCAAACUGGAGAGCCAGAGGCCGGAGAAGCCCCCGGCCGGUCCAGUCAUCAGCGAGAAGGAGGUGGAGGAAAGGAGGAGAGCGGAGGAGAAGGCCGCGCAGGAAGUCCUCCGACUCAAACAGGAGUUGGAGAUCCUGAAGAAGGAGAAGGACGAUGUUUGCAAAGAGAAAGAGGAUCUCACUGCUCGCUUGUGCGAACAAGAAAGAACGCAGGAAGACAGCGUGCAUCAGGCUGUCUCCCAGGCGAACGUGGCUCUCCAGGCCCAGCUGGACGAGGAGAAGACCAAGUAUCAGGGACUCCUGAGGGACUUCUCCAGACUGGAGCAGAGAUACGACAACCUGAGGGAGAUGAGCCUGCUCACCGAGAGCGCCAGGGGCCACAGGAGGAGUGAUUCCGCCCAGAGCCUGGAGCCGCUGUCCCCCCCCCCUCUGUCGCCGGUAUCCUCCCCCUUUGCAUCCGCUUUCCCGUCCCCAGAGGAGCAGCGCCGGGUCAGCGUGACGUCUCCCUGCGUGGAGAGGAGGGCCCCGGAAACGUCGAUGGAGCAGCUGAUGGAGAGGCUGGACGUGGCCAAAGAGCCGGCGGUGAAGAUGAGAGGAGAGGACCUGGCCUUUGCUUAUGAUGCCGUACGGGUGGCCAACAGGUUUCUGGAGAACCAGCUGCGGACGCAGCAGGUCCAGUGGGAGGAGGAGCUGGAGGCCCUGAGGGGCCAGCUGGGCCGGGCCGUGGCCGCCUCUUCCCCCGAUGCACAGACGCAGGAGCUGCUGGAGGCCCGGGAAAAGGAGUGUGAGCGGCUGAGGAGGGAGCUGACCGAGCUGAGACCCGCCGCCUCGCUCCGGCGCCUCCUGAGCAGAGCUCUGAGCUCCGAGGCUUCCUGUCCACAUCAGCCAAAGGCGGCAGCCGUUGCAGGUUUGCUGGAGUGUCGGAAAAAAGACGAAUCCAAGCUCCUGAAGAACCUCAUCACAGACCUCCGGGUGGACGGCGCUCUGUCCCUGCCUCCUGGUCUGGCCGCCAGCGUCGUGUUCCUCUGCGUCCGUCAGGCGGACUGCAGCGGGGAACAAACCCGCGCUCGCUCGCUCUGCAGCGCCGCCGUGGCCGCCAUGAAGGCGGCUCUGAAGAAACAUGCGGGCGACGUGGACAUGACGGCCCUGUGGCUGAAGAACGUCUGGCUGCUGCACGACCUGUUGGCCCAGCACUCCCCGAAACGGACUCCUGACCCGGACGGUCGGGUUCCUCUGACUGUGGACCUGAGCGACUGCAUCCGCUCCCUGAGUGACCUCUGCAUCCAGGCCUACCAGCAGCUGCUGUCCAUCACCGAGACCCGCCUCCAGAACAUCAUAGUCCCGGCCCUGCUGGAGAGCGAGACCAUCGCGGGGUUGUCGGGCUCCGGGGGGGUGAAGCUGGGCGCGUCCAGGAAGCGGGCGGGCUCGGAGCCCCGCCCCCCGGCGGGGGGGGGGGAGGCCCCCCCCACCAUGGCGGCGGUGCUGAGGGAGCUGGGGGCGCUGCACGCCGCCCUCAGCCGGCAGCUGCUGCCCCCCGGGCUGCCGGAGCAGGCCUUCAGGAGAAUCAGCCACCUCAUCUGCGCCGGGGCCCUCAACAACCUGCUGCUCAGGAAGGACGUGUGCAGCUGGAGCCGGGGCAUGCAGAUCCGGUACGGGAGCGUGCACGGGAACGUGCACGUGAACGUGCACGGGAACGCGCACGAGAACGCGCACGUGUGCCAUCCGCAGCGCCCUCUGUCUGUUCAGUGCGUCGGCCCCGGCUGCACGGACAAAACGCUGCUGUCGGCCAUCGCCAGCGCGCUGCACACCAGCGCCGCGCCCAUCACCGGCCAGCUGUCGGCCGCCGUGGAGAAGAACCCGGGGGUCUGGCUCAACACGGCCCAGCCGCUCUGCAAGGCCUUCAUCGUCACCGACGAGGACAUCAGGAAGCAGGAGGAGCUCCCGAGAAACAGCCCAAUCAUAAAUCUCCCCUCAGUUAAACAGGAAACAGCUCAGGCCGGUGUGACACGUUGGAUUAUGGAUUAUGGGGUUUUUGUUUAA